Aedes aegypti (yellow fever mosquito) is the source of this 1546-nucleotide messenger RNA. RefSeq names its product serine protease 7. Gene Ontology annotation, molecular function: serine-type endopeptidase activity. The transcript has 5 exons. NCBI's taxonomy places the organism in Eukaryota, Metazoa, Arthropoda, Insecta, Diptera, Culicidae. Gene Ontology annotation, biological process: proteolysis. The record is from RefSeq and is a predicted model, not a curated record. Bases 405 to 1511 code for a protein of 368 amino acids.
CUGAUACCAAUACGAUCAAGAGUUGAGAGCUCGGCAACUAGUUUCCAUAGCGCAGAACAUUUAUUAAUUAUCCGUUGAAAGGUAAUACAUAGGUUAACUUAUUUAAUUGAGUUCAACAAAUUAAAUAGGGAAAAACUGCUGUAGAUGGUAAGGCAAGUACUAAUUUGUAUAUUAUUAAGCCAUAAUUUUGAUCAUAAACUUGACAGACUGUUCCAUUAUGUUUUCAUUCGUAUUUUUAUUCGAAUAUUGGUUGUUUUCCAUCUACGAUUCGUUCCACGAAUACUAAAGGUGAUAAUACAGCGUAUUUUGUAAUGGAAUACAAACGAUGAUAAGUUCAAUGAUGAUAGUUCAGUGCAGUGUUAGUAGCGAUUGGAUGCUCUCUCGAGAGCGUUGAUUUGAGUUAGAUGGUUCAUUCAUUUGAAACUGAACAGGUGCACAUUCAUUUUCAAUUAAUUUUUCAGAUGACUUCUUUUUUUCUGAAUAUAUGUCAAUGGCUUAUAAUGAUUGGAAUUGUGUUAUCACAGGAUACAGAUAACUGUAUCAAUUCCAGGGGCAGAAAUGGAAAAUGUGUACCCAUUGAUCUCUGUCCUGAACUAUUAGAUAUUGCGCGUAAAUCUCAAGUGUCUGUGCAAGAAAUGGAAUUCCUAACUACGAACAAUUGUGGUAAAGCAGUGGUGUGUUGUGAACAGUAUACAGAGGUGACCAAAAGCAGGAGGAUGACACUUCCCGGAGUCGGUGUUUGUGGCUUCGGCCAUGCAAGUGAAAAGAUCCUGGGAGGCACUGAGACCGAAUUGGAACAAUACCGUUGGAUGGUUGUUAUUGAGCGCAUAGAAAAUGGCGAUCGGGAAUUGAUCUGUGGGGGUGCUCUUAUUAACACUUUGUAUGUACUUUCGGCUGCGCAUUGUAUUAAAAACGAUCAAAAGCCAGAAAACUUAGUGUUACGGCUUGGAGAACAUGACCUAUCGAGUGAUCCAGAUUGUGAUAGUUCAGGAAACUGUAACAAUCGCGUUAUUUUGGCGAAUGUCAGUGGAAUAAUAAUCCAUCCUAACUAUAGGAAGGAGCGUAAUGAUGUUGCUCUUCUGAAACUUGCCAAGCCGAUUGAAUAUUCAAAUUAUGUUCUACCAAUUUGCUUACCGGUUUUACCGGCCCAUCAAGAGGACUUUAUUGGACGAAGCGUUUUUGCUGCCGGAUGGGGAAGAAAUGGAACAGGCGAAGAACUAAGCGAGGUCAAAAUGCAUGUGGAACUCCAGAUUGUUCAGCUCGAAGAGUGUGAGAAUUUAUUUUCUAGAAGUGCACCCGGCGAAAUGCACGUUUGCGCAAGAUCCGCUACAGAAGAAAUUGGCGACACGUGCGAAGGAGAUUCGGGAGGUCCAUUGAUGAUUGAACUACAAGGAACGUGGUUUCAGAUAGGGAUAGUCAACUUUGGGUUUCCAUGUGGUACAGCACAUCCGGCAGUUUAUGCAAGGACCGCUCAUUUCAUAGAUUGGAUACAAGAAAAUUUGUUGGAAUAGAUAUUGUUCAAUAAAAAUAAAUGAAAAAAAGACAA